GAAAGAUUCUAGGAAAGACACCACCCCCCCAACCGCCACUUCGACGCGUUACCGAGUGAUAUUUCGCGCCGAAUAGCCUCGCGAUGAUGAACGUAUAAUCGGCCACCCAAUUGGCGCCGCGAUGGACUCCCCCGCACCCAAAAGGCGGCGAACAUCGCCUCGAAACGCCGUGCCCGCCGACCCAGAUGCAGAAGCACAGUCGGCAACACCACGAGACGCCCCGCCGCCGUCCGCUUCUUCGCCCAGUCGGCCGUCCUUUGCCUCUCUCACGAGAGCAAGCCUUGAGCGGUACAAUCCCGACAUCUUGCGACGGCGAGAGAGCCAGCCAAGGCGACUGCGCUCGUCGCCAGAUGCGCCUCCCUCUGCCUCGCGCGCGGCUACGCCCGAUAGUACGGGGGGUUUGACUCGGGCCAUGCGGACUCAACUUGACCUGCGCUCUGCGACUCGCGAUGGUGGAGGACAAGCGGCAUCGGAAAGGGACAGUGUUCUGCGAUCGCCUGCGAGACGCCUGGGUCCUAGGAAGAGCCCAACGCGACCAAUGCCGAGACCACUUCCGCCGCCUGCCCCUGAGGAGGAUGACGAGUUAUUGAAGGCCAUUUCCGCGCGUCUGCACCCCGGCGUGCCUCCUGGGGUCCUCCCCGACGUGGCCGAUCCCGAGCCUGAGCUCCCCCCGACCCCUCAACAUCCCGAUCCGGUCGUCAGCACUCCUCCUUCCGGGAUACACAACACACCUUCGCGGCGACCCAAGCGGAACCGAGCACUGGCCGAGAGGCUUAAGAGUUCCUCGCCACUCAAACCGUCGCCGAUACGCCUGGGAAAGUCCGCGAAUGGCGCCCUCCCUUUCUCGCUGCCAGCCAAGAACGCUCAGGCUGAAACGGCAGCCGUUACGGAGCCCGCGCCGCCUCCCGCUGAGUCACGCGGUCUGAAACCGGCCGACCCAGACGCGGAGAAGAAGAGGCUGCGCGAUUCGUUGCUGGCCGAGAUCAGCCGCCUCGAGCGAGACCUGGACAUCGCAAGCAGAGAGAACGAGCGCAUCCGACAGGCGCGCCUCUCCCGACGCGAGCCGUCCCCUCCCGCCAACGGGGACGAGAUCCUCGACCUCCUCGCUCGCCAUGUUCUCCCGCCAGGCACCAGCGCGCCAAAACCGGACCCCAUCGAGGACUUGGUCGCCUCGGCGCUCAACCCCAUCGCCUUCCUCCCGUUCAGCAAGCCCUCCCCAUCCGGGCCGCCGACCCUCCAACGAAUCCAGGCACCGCGCCGGACGCAAGCUGGAGAGGACGGCGGCGGCGGCGAAGAACUGCCCCCGCCCGUCUCUCACCACCCCCUCCCCAUGACGGCCGCCGAGGCCCUCCCGUACCUCCGGGUGUUCACCCCGCUGACCUUCACCGCCCACGUCUCGCCGCUGCCACGCGCCGAGAGCGGCAGCGGCGGCGACGGCACCGCGGAUGCGCCCCUGCUGCAGCAGCACAGCAUCACGGCAUCGUCCGCCUCGCCGCGCGGCCUCUUCGCGGCCCGCAUCGAGAUGACGGUCAACACCAAGACCAUGGCCGUCGCCUCGCUCGCCGUGCCCCGCCUGGACCCGGCCGCCGAGGCGGAGCUGCGGCCGUUCAUCAACAAGGUAGUAGGGGCGGGUGAGAAUGAAAACGGCGGCGGCGGCGGCAGCAGCGGGCUAUACAACAACGUCAGCGUCUUGACCUGGGCCAUGGGCGAGUGGCUGCGCGUGGCGGUGCAGCGCGCGAAGGCGUGGAUCGUGCUGGAGAGGGAGGUUGGCGGCAGCAAGGAAGCCUUUGGGGAGAUGGUUCGCAGGAUGAGGGCAGGGCAGGUGGCGGGACAAAGGAAUCCGAGAAGAAGGAUGAGGAGGAGGAGAAGGAGGCGAUGGGUUGAGCGGGGAGGGGAGGAGGCGGAGGCGGAGGCGGAGGCGGCGGAGGAGGAGGAGGAGGGGGAAGACGAAGAAGCGGAUCAGGAUGGGGGAAGUGAGGGGGAGGACGGAGAGGGCGAGAGCGUAGAUGGGACGACGAUGGAGAAAUACGGGACGGCGGAUCUGUUGCCGUUUAUGGGGCGGACGUGCAUUGACCUGGAAGUCCCCGUGUUGGAGGGCCGGGGAAGAGGAGAGAAAUCGAUGCUACGGGUGCAGUGGCGGAUUGGCUUUGACUGGACGGGAGAGGCACAGAGCGAGAUUGGGGUGCUGGUCGGGUUGCCGGCCAAGUGGCACAAGCACGACGAGAGAGGGCAGCUGUCUGGCCUUCCAAAGCUGUUUGAUGAGCUGAUUCAAGGGGGGGAGGAUCCCCUCAAUGCCGUCCGGACAGUGGUCUGCUUGCUAGCAGGGGAGCAGCGAGCGACUUGAAGACGGAGGAGAACAACCCAAGAAUAAUAAAACCCGUCCAAUCUGCAUG
This is a messenger RNA of Thermothelomyces thermophilus ATCC 42464, 2393 nucleotides long. RefSeq lists its product as uncharacterized. Lineage: Eukaryota; Fungi; Ascomycota; Sordariomycetes; Sordariales; Chaetomiaceae. The coding region runs from base 539 to 2344 and encodes 601 amino acids. The record is from RefSeq and is a predicted model, not a curated record. The transcript has 2 exons.